Messenger RNA from Caretta caretta (loggerhead turtle), 1623 nucleotides. It is a transcript of the gene DRC10, whose product is annotated as dynein regulatory complex subunit 10. Gene Ontology annotation, molecular function: protein binding. NCBI's taxonomy places the organism in Eukaryota, Metazoa, Chordata, Testudines, Cheloniidae. The record is from RefSeq and is a predicted model, not a curated record.
GGACUAAGCGUGCCUAGCAAGGGCGGCGAUUGGUUACGGAGGGGGGAGAGAAUCCGUAAGGAUCUGUCCCCACCUUCUGUGUUUGGGGUUAAAGAACCCUCAACUUGUAAGUAUUUGGCUGAGAACAUGGCAACAGAGGUAGCUACCAUGCUUCAGUUGCCGUAUGAGUCUACUGAUUCAAGCAGCAAGUCCUCCGUGGGAAACAGUCAGACUCCAAAAAAGUCAGCGAUCAAAACAAGCCCCCUAAAGCUCUUGGAUCCAGGUCGUUCAAAACUUACCACUGUUGAGACGAAGAGGAUCAUAUCUGUUUUGGAUGAGACCAUCUUUAAGAUAGAACUGAUCAGUCUGAUCACUCACAUUACUGAAUUUCUGGAUGGCUUAAGCACUAUACUGGGAUCUGAGCUCAUGGAUACCUUUAAGGAGCAUGAGCAACUUUCAAACAACAUGGAAGCGCUACUUACCCAGCUUCAAAGCAAAGGUCUCCUGAAGCAGGAAGAUGGAAGAGGGGACCUUGUAGGAACUGAGGAACAAAUCCACCGUCUUCAAUUGCAUCAGCAAGCUGUAAAAAGCUCUAUCAGAAAUAUUCUGAGACUCUUUCAGGCUGACCCGCUAGCUUCUCAAGCCGUGAGAGAUGAGGCCUAUGCUAGGGAUUUAUCAGCUGAAAUGUUUAUUAAAAACCUUUCAGCGUUCCGGGGAUUCUUGUUUGAGAAACUCCUGACUAGUCCCUUAGAAGAACAAGAAAAGAUUCAAUUCAUGGAAGAAAUCUCCCUCCGGGAUAAGAAAAACACUGAAACCAUCGCAGCUUUAGAGACAGAACUUGCAGCGGCAAUCCAGAGUCGAGACGAUGAGAUUAUGAAAAAGAAUGCUGCAAUCAAGGAUCUCAAAAGCCACUUACUUCAUCUGGAGAAGUACUCUGAAAGCCACAUCCAACGCACCAAGCAGGAAGCAGAGAAACUCCAAAAAGGGGAGCUGCGAAGUUCCCAGGGAAAGUGUGCCAAGAUACAGCAAGAUAUACAUCAGCUAAGAGCACAGCUCAAUGUUCUCAUCAUAGACAAUAGAGACUCAGAGCUGGCUCUCAGAAAGAAGAAAUACAAAGUGGAGAUGGAAAUCGAGAACUGGAUCCAGAAAUAUGAUGCUGACAUGGGAGAAAAACAGACUGAGUAUGAGGAAGUCGAUGCUGUCUAUACUGAAGAGAAGGCCCAGCUUGCUGAGCUGAAGAAGAAGUAUGCUGUGCUUGAACAAGAGUAUUCCCAGAUCAAGGAGGAGAGGAGGCUAUCCCAAGAGAAGAAGGAAAGAGCUGAGAGGGAACUGGCUAUCAUGGUCCGUGCUGCCAUCCACAUUCAGGCCUUCUGGAAGGGCUACUUGGUCAGGUCACUGUUAAAGUCAAAGAGAAAGAAGAAGGGAAAAGGCAAGAAGAGCAAGAAAUAAAUUAGUUCCAUCCUUUCCCCUUGCUCUCUCUUCCCAGCAUUGUAGACAUUUCUCUUUGGACCUCAGCUAUCUAGGGUGUCGUCACUUCAACCAGACAAACAACCUCUCCAGGAUGUCUAUGGUUUGUAUAUACACAAAUCUGGCAUGUAAAAAUGAUUCUGUCAUAAAUAAAUGUCAGCCAACAUGUUAGACUUC